AUGAACCUGAUGACGCAGCUCCAGCGUCGCGAUACGGAGGUGAAGGGCCUACAGGACGAGCUUAAGGAGACGCAACGGCUGUUGAAAGUGGCAAGCGAGGACGCCAACGCAGCGUUGGCUGUAGCGGAACAGGAAAAGGAGGGCGAGCACUCUCGUUACAUUCAGGAGCUGAAGAGGCACGUGGACAAGCAGCGAGAAGCGGCGACGGUCCGAUGCCAGUUGGAAGACCGGAUUGAAGCUCUGAAGUCGCAGCUGGAGGAUCUGAAAGUGCAGGACGCAGCGAAGGAUAGAGCAAACAAGGAAUUAUCCAAGAAGCUGAAGGAUGCACACAUUGGCGACAUGAUCUGUUCGCCUUGUUCGGAGCUUCAACCGACGUCGAGGCCAGCAGACUCGACGCUUUCGCACGUUCAUUUCCCUUUCGCCGUGCUAAUGCGUGUCUUGUGUUGGGCCUGGUCGUGGGUGGGGCCGGCAGAGAUCGAGCGGCUGCAGCGCGCGGAGAAGGAGGCGAGGGUGGCACGGGGCGUGCCGGUGGAGCUGGAGGAGGCGAAGAGAGCUUUGGAGGAAGCGGAGUUCAAGAAUCGCGACUUCGCCAAUUUCCUCAAAACUGCUGAGGCUAACGCUGCUCGUUUCAAGGAGCAGGUGGGUUGCGGAAGGCUGGCUUUGGCGACUCAUCUGACCGUGAAACUCCAAGAAGAGCGUCGGGAGCGGGAGAAGCUGGAGGCGCAAAUGGAACAGCUGGCGGCCGGAUCCGGCAGCUCGGAGCAACUGACGGCAGCAGCGCGUAAAGAGAACGACGAGCUUAAAGCCAGGAUUUCUCUGGCGGAGCAGCGUAUGGCGGACGCUGAGCGGCUGGAGAAGGAGUUCAAGGCGAUGACGGGGGAGCGCGCGGACCUGGAGCUGCAGGCGGAGAUGGCGCGCAUGGAGAAGGAGAGCGCGGAGAAGCGCGCGGCCGAGGCGGAAGGGAAGGUGAAAGCGGCAGAGGAUGAGGGGAGACGCGCAGUGUGUGUGCUGGAGGAGAAGAUGAAAGGGAUGCAGCGAGAGAAGGAGCAGCUGCAGGAGGAGCUGCAGGCGGCGGUAAAAGGGAGAGACGCGGAGAAGGGGGAGUUGGCGGAGAGGAUUGCGCGCCUGGAGGCGAAACUUGCGGAGAUGAAGCGCGAGGCGGGAAGACUGCAGGAGGCUGCGAAGGAGGCGGCGAGGCCGAAGGCGGUGGAGAUGGAGGGGCUGCAGGGGGAGCUGGAUGCGGCUGCUGCUGCGCUGGCGGAGGUGAAGCUGAAGUGCGGGGAGGCGGAAGAGGCUGUGCGCGCGGAAAAGGAGCGAAGGCAUGCGGAGGUGGCGGCUGCGGUUGGUUCCGCGGAGAGGAGAUGCGCGGAGUUCGAGGAGAGGGUGGGAGAACUGCUGAAGGCUGUUGAGACGUUGGAGAGAGAGAAGGCGGAGCUGAUCGGGAAGGUGGAGCUUGGUGAGGAGGAGUGCAGACGGGUGUUAAAGCAGGGCCAUGAGGCCGAGUUGAAGGUGGGACGGCUUGAGAAGGAGUUGAGGGGGGUGGAGGCGGAAAGGGAGAAGAUGGGGAGCGAGCUGGGUGUUGUGCGCGCGGCUCUAGAGGAUGCGGAGCGGCGCAUGGAGGCGCAGGCGGAGGAGGCGCGCGCGCAGCUGCGCCAGUCGUACGAGGCGACCAAGGAGGAGGCGCGGAAGACGGGCGCGGAGAUCGAGGUGCUGCGGCGGGAGGUGGAGUCGCGCGCGAGCGAGGUGGCGGAGUUGGUGCGGAGGACGGAAGCGGCGGAGGCUGCGGCGGCCAAGGAGGCGGAACGGCGGUUGGCGGAGAGUGCGCGCGCGAAGCUGGAGGGCAGAUGCCGGGAGGCGGAAGAGCGCGUGGUGCAGCUGCAAGGGGUUGUAGCUGGGGAGGAGGGCGAGAUUGCGGGACUUCUGGAGCGAGCGACGGCAGCUGAAGCGGCCGGAAAGAAGGCAGAGAGCGGGCUUUGGGCGAUGGAGGCGGCAAAGGAGAAGGCGGAGACUGAGCUCGAGCGAGUGACGGCGGAAUGCGAGAGACUGGCGCAAGAGAUGGGGAUCCUGCGCGAGGUGGUGGAGGAUGUUGAAGGGCGCGUGGAGCGCGAGGCGAGGGAGGCCGCUGGGCUUCUGGCGAAGCUGAGUAUUGCGGAGAAGGAGGUCGACGGGCUGACGAGGGAAGUCGAGGAGGAGAGGGCGAGGGCGGAGAAUGCUGUGAGGGAGAAGGCGGAGGCGUGCGCGGAGGUGGAGGAGGGGAGGGGGAAGAUUGCUGCGCUGGAGCGUGUGGUGGAGGAGGUGCGAGAGGCGCUUGCUUUUGCGACGGCGGAUGCGGAGACGGAGAGGGCAGGAAAGGACGAGGCGGAGGCGGAGGUUGGGCGCAUCCAGCGGGAGAUGGCGCGGGAGAGGGAGGAGAUGGAGGGGAAGGUGGCGGAGCUACAGGCGCAGGUGGAUAAGCUGGCUGGUGACGUGGAUGCGGCGGGAGAUGAGCGGCAGGCGAUGCAGGCGAGGAUUGACGAGCUGCUGCGCGACGUUUCGCAGCUGUCGCACGACAAGGCUCGCAUGGAGGCGGAGCUGAGCGAGGUUCACGCGGCAGUUGCUGAGAAGGAUGCGGCUGUGGCUCGCGCGGAGGAGCGGCUGGCGGAGAUUGCGCAGGAGGCGGAAGGACUGCAGGGGCAGUUGCGGAACGCGGAGGCGGACGCGGAGAAGGCGGGGAGGACGGCAGAGGAGGAGAAGACGGGGCGGAAGGAGGCGGAAGCGAAGCUGGCUGAGUUGGAGGAGAGGGAGCAGCGGUUGGUGGGGAAAUACGAGGAGGAGAUCGAAGUGCUUCAAGAGAGGGUCGCGGAGUUGAAGCGGGAGCUGUCAGUGGAGCAGCAGCGCCGGCACGAAGAGGCGGAGCAACUGGCGGAACAGCUGGAGGAAGCGCGGGCGGCGCUGGAAGGCGCGCGCGCGGAGGAGAAGCGCGCGAGGGAGGAGGCGGACCGGCUGAGCGGGGAGCUGGCAGCUGCGGCGCUCGCGGCUGGUGCUGCGCAGCGGGAGGUUCAGGCGGAGAAGUCUGCGCGCGAGCUGGUGGAAGAGAAGGUUGCAGAGAUGGAAAAGGAGAGAGAUGUGAUGAUACGAGAUCACGAGGAUUUGGUGGUGGCCCUGAGGCGGGAGAUAGAGAGCGAGCGUGAGGAGACGGCGAGGGAGAAGGCGUGGAGGCGGAGCGAGGUGGAGGAGGUGAAGGGGGAGAUGGGGUCGGUGAUGGCGGGGCUUGAAGGUAAAGUGGCGGAGAUGGAAGCGCGGGAGGGGAGGAUGGAGGAGGAGGCACGGAAGAAACAGUCAGAGGUGGAGGCGUUGGAAAAGCGGGUGAAGGAGAUGGAAUGGGAGAUGUGGAGGCGGAACGAGGAGCAGCGGCAGGGGCUGAUGGCGGCGGUACAGAGAGGAGUGGAGAGUGGGCGCGUGGGGGAUGCACUGGUGGAGGAGGUGAGGGAGCUGCUGGUGAGGCUGGAGCAGGAGGGGGUGCGCGCGCAGCAGGUGGCGCAGAUGCAGGAGCGGAUGAAGGAGCUGGAGGCCAGGCUGGCAGACGCAGAUGAGCAGGUGAGGCUCUCUUCCUCUCUUUCUCCUAACCCGUUAUCCACGGUUUUCCUUGUUCUGAGGACUGUUUGGAUUUUCCUUCUGCUUUUUGCAGUUCUGAUUCAUGACUUUUGUCUGUGUUUCUGUGUGACUCUGACUGUGCAUGUGCAGCUUGCUGAGCUGGCGGACAAGGAGGAACAGCUGUCGGCGUCUGAGUGGACCAUUGAGCGCAUGGGCGAGGAGCUGAAGCGCGCCAAGGAGGGCACGGAAUCGCGCAAGGCGCAGGUGUCUCAGCUGCAGCAUCAGCUGCUGUGCGCGUCUGCAACCCUGCAGGAGCGAGAGAAGGACCUGGACGCGCUCAGGCGCAUGCUGGAGGAGUCCCAAGGCAAGCGCUGGCGGCGGGCGCGGCAGAUCAAGCGCAUGGAGUGCGAGCUGGCUGCGCUCAGGGAGGAGCUCGGGCGGGAGAGGAAGAGGCGGCGGCCGGAAGGGAGCGGGGGAGAGGGCGGGGACGAGGAGCGUGAGGAGAGCCCAGAGCGGUUGGCUUCUGGGCCGGCGGCCGUAGUUGGAGCGGUGCGGUCUGAGCGUGAGCAGGAGGGAAGCGGGACGCCUGGUCUUAUCUUGGCGCCGAAUCCUGGACAAAGUGGGCUGUAUGCAAGAAGGUUUAGGAGCCGGGUGGCUGCUAUGGCCGCUGAGGGCAGGGACGGGGGUGUGGAGAAGGGUGAGAAGAAUGACAGUGAGGGUGGGAAGGUGGGGGGAGGUGGAGUGGUGGGGGUGUUUGAGUUCAAGUCUCCUGCUGCUGCUCGUGCUGCUGCUUCUCCUGACCUUUUCGCUCGUGGUGUUGCUGCUCAUGCUGCUGCCGUUGCUGGUGCAGCAGCUGCUGCUACACCUGCUCGGCUCGCAAUAGAAGGUGGUCUCAGUAUGGUGGUGAUGGCUGGAGUUGAUGGGGAAGAAGAGGAUGAAGAGGAAGCACCCAAGGCACUGAAUUUUGACCUGGUGGAGAAGGAAGAGGAGACAGGCGCAGGUGUGGUGGAUGGUGAGAAGGAGGAACUCCUGGAGGCAGAUCAGGGCGAGAAGGGCACGACGGAAGCUGUGGUUGCAGAAGAAGAGUCGGUGGAAGAGGAGCUUGUGGCCUUAAGGUCUCGCUUUGAGCAGGAGGAGGAGGUUUCCCUGCUCCAGAAGCAGCUGGGCGAGGCUGAGAAGAAGCACGGAGAGGCAGAGGAGGAAGCAGCACAGGCGAGCGUGAAGCUAGCGGUGCUGCAGAAGGAGCUUGCUGCUGCUGAAGCAAUGGGAGGAGUGGUGAAGGCGCUUCAGGAGGAGGCCGCACAGGCGAAGUUGAAGCUGACGGUGCUGGAGAAGGAGCUCGCUGCUGCUGAAGCGGCGGUUAUGCACGAGAGGAGGGCUGCUGCUGCUGUGAGGGUGGAUUUGUCUGCUGUGACAAGCGAGCGCGAUGGUUUACAGCAGAAGGUGGUGAUCUUGGAGCAGCAGGAGCGGGCAAUUGUGGAGGAAACGGGACCUGUGCAGGGGAGGGAGAUGCGGAAUGAGAUUGAUGCGAUGAAAUCUGAGGUCGCUGCUAUGGUGAGUGAGAGAGACAGGCUACUUGAGAAGGUAGUGGAGUUAGAGAAGCAGGUGCAGGCUGCUGUUGAGGAGAAAUGUGGACUGGAGGAGAGGCUGUUGGAGGGAGAUGCUGAGAGGCAGCGACUAGUGGCAGCUGUGCAGCAGAAGAGUGGGGAGAUUGAACGGCUGGAGGUGAUGGUUGCGGAGAUGGGGAAGAGAGAGGAAUCGCAGCACAUGGGGAUGGACGUUACUGGUGGUGAGGGGAUGGGAGAGUGCACGCAGGCGGCAGAGGCAGGGAGUGGGGAUGAGGAGGCAGUGGGCAGUGGCGUAGAGGCUGGAGAGCAGGGGUUUGAAGGGGAAGUGAGUAGGCUGCAGGCGCUGGUGGGGGAGAUGAAGGUGAGGGAGGAAGCAGCAAAGAAGGUGGCAGCAGAGAAGGCUGCUCUGGCCCAGCGGCUGGAGGGGAAACUGAGGAAGGUGGAAGGGGAGUUAAAGGAGAGGGAAGGGAAAGAGGCGCUGCUGAAGCGGCAGUGCAAGAACGCAGAAGGAGAGCUGGAAGCUGUGAGGGAGGAGGUGAAGGCUGCAGUGCAGGCGAGGCAGGGGAUUGAGGCACAGGUGAGGGGUAUGGUGGAGGAGGCUGCAGGGCUGAAGCGGGCGGCUGAUGAGGCGGAGAAGGGGCGUCUGGAAGCAGAAGCGAAGCUGGCAGGUGCUGACGGGCAGCUAAAGAGGCUUGAGGCGGAGUUGGAGGUGGUCCGGGCAGCAAAUGCAACUCUGGAGGGUGAAAAGGGAGAACUGGUGUUGCAGCUGGAAGCUGAAGUGGAGCAGUUGAAGGAGAAGGUUGCUGAGUAUGAAAGGCAAGCGGAGGAGGCGCAGAGGGGUGCGGCAGCUGCAGCGGAGUGGGUUGAGCAGGAGCUGAAGGUGAGUGCAAGCCGGGUGAGUCAGUUAGAGAAGGAGGUGGAGAGGCGGAAGCAGGGGGAGAAGGAGCUGAGGAAGGAGAUUCAGAGGCUGGAAGGAGAGAGGGAUCUGAGCAAGAAGCUGCUUGCUGCAAAGGAGAUUGGCGAGGGGAUCACGGCAAGAGGGGAGGGGAAUCGUUCCAUGGGGGCGAGCAACAGGGCUACUGGGGGUGGGGGGGUGUUUCCAAAGGUUGUGAACGAGGCUGGUGCGGAGGAAGGGGGGGUGGGUGCUGGGCGAUCUGCACUGAGGUCCCGGGCAGGAGGGAAUGGGGCAGGGGUGGAGGCGACUGGUGGGAAAGGGAAUGUGAACCAGAAAAUUGCUGUUCUAUCUGCCGCCUUCCGUGUUGCCAGCCCCACCAAACCUGUGAAGCCGCAGAGGCUUGCUAAGGUGCCUGGGUUGGAAGGGAUUGUUGCGGUGGACAAGGAGAACGAGGGAGUGUAG
Closterium sp. Yama58-4 is the source of this 6498-nucleotide messenger RNA. The record is from the annotation of a GenBank genome assembly. NCBI's taxonomy places the organism in Eukaryota, Viridiplantae, Streptophyta, Zygnematophyceae, Desmidiales, Closteriaceae.